AUGGAUCCAAAGGUGUAUAGCAAAGCAUUGAUUGCAGUAAGUGUUAUUUUAUUUCCAUAAAUAAAAUGGCAUUCGGUCCGAGAGAAAUUAGCUCUGCUAAUUUUCUCUCCUUCUGUACAGCAAUAGCAGCUUAACUCUGGCAAAUAAGCCGAGGCACUGCUCCAAGCACAUCAAGAGGCUCGAAGUUUUACCUCUCAGCACACCCGAGGAAGGUGACCCUUAGGCGGAACACACGCAGGAGUUGAAUUAAGGAAGAGCGAGGCGAACGCAGCCCGUCAAAGCCGGAACCAUCGUAUUUGUACCGUGCCCUGGCACAACAAAGUGGAUCGAUCCAGAGGUCCAUGGACCUGACACAUGGAUAAACAUGGUGGAAGCCCUGGACAAGGUGACCCCGUAGUGGACGUUAAACGUUAUAAAUAAUUAAGUAAGUAAGUUAUUUUAUUAUUUUCUGGUGCAAUAUAUCAACUUUCUAACCCGAAUAGUUUUUUGCACGAAAGAGCAGCCAGAAAAGAUUUCGUCUUAAAAUAAUUCUCUGUUUAAUUAUAUAAAAAAUAUAUUAUUUAUAAAAAUACCCCAAAAAGAUGAUAUUGGUGCAGAUCAGACAAAUAUGGAGUCAAGACUCCCUGAAACAUCAACUCAACUAGGUGCAUUGGCAGGAUUAAAACGAGAUUCAACGCCUGGCAGACCAUAA
Molecule: messenger RNA, 691 nt
Organism: Blepharisma stoltei
Lineage: Eukaryota; Ciliophora; Heterotrichea; Heterotrichida; Blepharismidae
Source: the annotation of a GenBank genome assembly